Molecule: messenger RNA, 801 nt
Organism: Symsagittifera roscoffensis
Lineage: Eukaryota; Metazoa; Xenacoelomorpha; Acoela; Convolutidae
Product: serine protease 55-like
Exons: 6
Coding region: 1-801 (266 amino acids)
Biological process (GO): proteolysis
Molecular function (GO): serine-type endopeptidase activity
Source: RefSeq, a predicted model, not a curated record
AUGACGUGCAACUUCUGCGCCAAGUUAAACCCCCCUUACGAGCUAAUAGCACAAAGCAUAGACAAAUUGGCAACUUUCAAACCCCAUAACAGAGUUGCAACUGCAAAGCACUGCAUAACUGAGACUGGUGCCAGGGGUAGCAUAAUCUACGGGACAAACGACAACACUAAAACCGACAACAUGGUCAACUUCACAAUCGAUGACGUCAUUUUCAACCAGUUCGGAUAUGUGGAUGUCGUGCUGAUCCGGACCAGAGAAGCUAUGAAACUGGUUGGGAAGGGGCAGUCGGGUCCCCAGCCAAUCAAGUUGCCAAGAGGGGUGUCUGAGCAGCCGGUCGAGGGGGACAAAGUGGUGGUGGCUGGGUGGGGGUUCAGUUGUGGGGGAGACAAGAACUGCGAUGACCAAGACCUAUUGCCAACAACUCUUCAGCAAGUGGAGAUAUUGGUGGUGAAGCCAGUGUGUUUCUACCUGUGGGACACUCUGCUGUUCGGACCCAACCAGGUGGACACUCUCCUCUGUGCCUCCGGACCCCAAAUGCACGGCACUUUCCCCCAAGACUCCUGUGCAGGCGACUCAGGGGGACCCCUCGAGUGCACAGACGCCUCAGGUGAUAAAUAUUUGUGUGGUAUUGUUUCGAUGGGACCCAACCCGCCUCAGUGUGGCAGAUCCCCAGGGGGAUACACAAUGGUCAACAUAGACUGUGUGCGUCUCUUCCUCCAGAGCAGAGGCAACCAGUUUGCAGGAGAAGAGAUGUCCACGGAUGAUGACGAGCGACUAUGCGGGAGCAGCUUUUGGAAUUAA